CUGUCUGACAAAGUUCCCGGAGCCGCAUCUGCAUUUCUGCCCGUUCACCGCGCGCGGGGAGAAGACGAGGAGCAGUCGCGCGGAGGAGGAAAUCCUUUCAAAGUCGUUGUUUUUUUUUUAUUAUUAUAAUUAUUAUUUCCUCGGGUGGAUCAUAAAUCCUAAUAGAAAUCUUUCCUGGGAUUUUUUUUGGGUGAUUAAAAAAAAAAAAAAAAAAAGAAUAUUCUUGUAAUUAAUUAAAAAAAUCGCCCGUGUCGCUCGCGCUGCCGGUGGAGCCGCUGUGGUGCGUGGCUUGCGCAAUGUGGCACGACGCUCGCGCGGGGAUGGACGCCGGAACCUUUUGGAAUUUAGCUUAAAGUUUUGAUUUAUUUGUAUGAUUCCGGAUAUCGUUUGAAGGAAAAGAAAAAUAUACUAAGACUUGGAUGUGUGUGUGUUGUUUUUAAUGCGUCUUCGGAUAAAUGGCGUAUUUUUUGACAUAUUUUUUUUUUUUCUGGUGCGUUUUUUCUCUCGGAACCCUUAACGGAAACUCGGGGUAUUUGAUGUGACGUUUCCGUCGGAGCCGGUUCUACGACAUGCUGCAUGGUCACGACGGAGGAACCGACACACGCGGACACCGGGCAUCGACGACGCGCGAGCGCUGCGGCGGAGCUCUGAUUGCGUCGCGGGACCGGCGGUGGCGGCGUGUGCUGCGCGCGUCGGCUCCGAUUUGCGGGCUCGGGGAGACGCGUGCCAUGCGGAGGAAUCGGGACGCGAGACGCGCGUGAAAAAAAAAAAAACAACCCUACUGACUGUCCACACUGAUGAGCUCUGCCAUGCGACGGCGAUGGUUUGUGGUGCUGCUGGUGCAGGCAUGGCUCUCUGCAAGUUUUUCGAAUGGUGAGCGGCCGUGCCCACGGAGCUGCCGCUGCGAUGGCAAGAUUGUUUACUGCGAGUCCAGUGCAUUCCGCGACGUGCCAAAAAACCUGUCUGGUGGCUGUCAGGGUUUGUCUCUGCGCUACAACAGCUUGGCAAGCUUGCGUGCUGGCCAGUUUGUUGGCCUCAACCAGCUCAUUUGGCUCUAUCUUGACCACAACUACAUCGCGACCGUGGACGCUCGUGCUUUUCAAGGAAUACGGAGGCUCAAAGAGCUAAUCCUGAGCUCCAACAAGAUCAUGCACUUGCAUAAUACCACAUUCCACCUGGUACCAAAUCUAAGGAACCUUGACCUAUCGUACAACAAACUGCAGGCCCUGCAGCCAGGUCAGUUCCAAGGACUGCGCAAACUCAUCAGUUUGCACAUGCGCUCCAACUCUUUGAAGAACCUACCAUCUCGCCUGUUUCAGGAUUGCCGCAAUCUUGAAUUCCUCGACCUUGGAUAUAACCGGCUGCGCAGUAUCACACGUAAUGCGAUGUCUGGGCUCGUGAAGCUGACAGAACUCCAUCUGGAGCAUAAUCAGUUCUCGAAAAUCAACUUUUCCAACUUUCCCCGGCUUUAUAACCUGCGCGCUCUUUACCUGCAGUGGAAUCGCAUCCGGACCAUGAGUGAGGGACUUACAUGGACCUGGAGUUCUCUCCAGAAGUUGGACCUUUCAGGGAAUGACCUACAGGAGCUGGAGCCAGAGGUCUACAAAUGCAUGCCAAACUUACAGACACUUAAUGUGGAUUCCAACAAGCUGGUUAACAUCUCUCAGGAAGUUGUGUCAGCUUGGAUAUCCCUGAGCAUGAUCAGCCUUGCUGGCAACAUGUGGGACUGUGGACCAGCGGUCUGUCCUCUGGUAGCUUGGCUGAAAAAUUUUCAAGGGAACAAGGAGACUCCCAUGAUUUGCGCCUCGCCCAAAGAGUCUCAAGGUGAGAAAGUCUUGGAUGCUGUCGAGGCAAGUGGUGUGUGCAAGGUCACUCAUGUUACUCCCUCGUUUGCAAGUUCUACAACUACCCUUUCGGGUGCCCCCGCUCUGAACGCAGCUCUUCCCUUUGCACCCACGCUUCAUUCUGGAGGCAGCAGAAGGGGCCAGGGCACCUCCUUGCAACAUCCCACACCUUCAAGACCACCCCAAUCUGAUGUCUCUCAACCUGAUCAAGAUUUUGAGCCCGUGUCCUUCCACAAGAUAGUGGCAGGGAGCGUCGCACUCUUUUUAUCCGUCGCAAUGAUUCUCCUAGUGAUUUAUGUGUCGUGGAAGCGCUACCCGAGCAGCGUCAAGCAGCUGCAGGAAAACUCUUCAGCUGCCCGCAAACGCCGGAAAAAGUCACGGGAGACUGAACGUACGCUCAGCACCCCUUUACAGGAGUACUAUGUGGACUACAAACCUUCAGGCUCUGAGGCCACCGAUGUUCUGGUCAAUGGAACAGGGCCAUGCACAUACUCCAUAUCCGGUUCCAGAGAAUGCGAGGUUCCUCACCAGAUGAGUGCCCUGACCUUCUUUCGUUACGAACAACCCGUUCUGGAUUACUGCCAGGCCCACCAGCCCAUGCGCCUAAACGUCAACUAUGAUUGCCCGCCUCAAAGCCUCGAUGAUCUAGCGCCUCGUGACAGGGGCACCAUUCAGACCGUCGCUCUGCCAGCUGUUCCGCCCUCCAGCUCACCUCCUACCCUGAGAACCCCCAUCCAAGGCCCCGGUGUCCCUUAUCCGGGCACGGAGCGCUCCAUAAAGUACCCGUCCAUCGAGCGUCCCACUAGCACCCUCACCUUCGGACGCUAGCGCUCGACUUCGGACGCUCUAGCGAUUUCUUUCGAAUGCUAAUGACUCUUCGGAGAGUUAGCAGCCUUUCGAAGGAGUGAAAAGUUUUACUCCGGAAAAAACAAACAAAAAAAAAACAAACGGAUCUAACUUUUUACGUGGACGGAUUCUUCUUCUUCUUGUGAACAUUUUUGUUUUGUUUUGUUUUCUGGAAUAAAAAAGAGAAGGAUCUAUAAACGAGCCGAACCGACGACUCAGACGUUCGAUCCGCGCUCCAUGCCAGUCAGCUCUAUGUACAGGGAGACAGGAUUUCAUUUGUGUUUUUCUGUUGUCCUUUUUUUUCCGCGUUCUUUUUUCCGACACAAACGCUGCUCUUCGGCGUCCUGCUCAAUGGAAAAUUGAAACUCAAUACAGCAUGCGUGGCGCGUUAAAUGGCACUUUCGUCGCUGUUCUGUGUCCUUUCUCGUGCCAACACGAUGGGACGUUGCCUUUAAAAAGCUGAUAAUGGUGAUUCACUCACGCUGUGUCGAGAACGAAACAAAAAUGUGAAAUAAACAAGUUGCGUAGUGGGAGAAAAAGAAACGAGGGGUAAGGGGUUGGUGGGGGUGGGGCAGGGGUGCAGGUGCGAAGACACACUAGGGCCAAGAUGUAAGGGAAAGCAUGUUCAUGUUUAGCAGCGCUCGAACACAUCUAGCUGUUCUUUUCAGUUCCGUUUCCACCGAGUCAGCGUUUGAUCUGUGAUAAAGCUCUGGAAAUCCUGUUCAGAUUCCGACGUGAAGAUGAAGUUCUGCCGUCUCAGUUGAAACCGUUGUAAAGUUUUCCCGUGUAGAACUUCCCGAGACGUGCACCAGGUACCAAAGAUCAAGCGUUUUAUUCAGAUGUACAGUUCACACACCAUCAGUUCCUCUGGUGGUAGCAAACCCAGAGAAACCUCAAACACCAGAAAUAGAAACAAUCGUAAUAGAAUUGAUCUCAGUUGGAGAUCAGAUGGUAAUGAUGAAGUAAAAACAUUAGUGUCAAGGCUAGUCCAGAGUGCAUACAUGUGUUUCUCCAAAACAAGUUUCCAAUCUCCUUAAAUUAUUUGCUGACCUUAAACUAAAACAAAAACAAAGAAGUCAAAUAUGAUUAGGACUAUUAGCGUUUGUGAAUAUGUUUGACAAUUGACUUGCGGGAAAUUAGUUUUACUUUCAGAUGAUUCAAGGUGUAGUCAGAACUGCUUGUUGGCGGUGGCAAUUGCUGGAUGGUAAAAACUUUGGCUUAAAUAGUAGCCCAAAAGUUUACUAGUAAACGUGAGGUGACGUACUGUGACAGGAAGUGAGAUUGUCCGGUGAGGCGUGUCUAAAUGAGAAUGGAAGGAAGUGGGCGGGGCUUACAGGCAAGAUGUGUUCAUGAAACUUUUGCAAAUGUCAAUCAGCCCAGAUUUGAAUGUCGAUAGUUGUGUGUAUUAUGAAGGACAAUAGAAAACGUUUUUUGGAAUAAAUCAUUCUAUCAGGCAAGUCUACUGAAAAGUUCUAGUCUGUUUUCUAAAAAGCACGUGAGUAUGUUAGUCAGGAUCUACCGAAGAAAAAAAAAUUCGGAUUGGAACUGAAUUCCGCAGUGUGUCAGGAUCCCAUUCGGUCUGAUUUGACCAUAAGGAGGCCAAAUAGAUGGUCGCUUGCGGCGUGUUUAGCGCUUUGACCUUCUGGACAUUGGAAGAUGUUUGAAAUAGAUUUCCAUGUUCGGUAUUUCCGAGGUGUCCCAAGAGCGCCAAGACGUUGAAUGUUUCUCCACUAGAAGCCAUGCUUUCAUCUACAGGAAGUCCGUUCCUCCGUUGGCACGGUGUCGGAGCGGCGGUGAUCUGCACUCAUUUUUACUUUGUGAAUGGACUCCAGAUCUAAAGAACACUGGGAUUUGUUGCCUGUAAACAUGGAUCUUCGAUUUAUUUUUUUUUCCGUCACCCUGUGUGCCUGUGUGUUCGGACUCAACACGAUGAAUGUGGAUCUUGUACCCCACCGUUCGUGGAUUUUUUUCUGGAUUCUUUUUUUGUGUUUGUUUGUUUUUAAAUCCUUCUCUCCUGCACCACGCAUGUCGAGGUCAACACAAAAGCUGUCCGACUUUCAUUUGACCUUGACUAAUUGACAAGGCGAUGAUUCAGCCUUGCUGUGAGAGACACGGCACACACACACUCCCUCCCUCCCCCCCUGGGGCGUUUGGUGACUCUGCACAAUGUUUGCAGACGCUAAUUAAUUAACACACAGGACAUGUUUAUCUUGUACAUAGAGAGGAAAAAGUAUCACGUUGUUUGCUUCUUGAUGCACACACACACUCAUGCACUCGCACACACACUCACAAACACACACAGAUGGUGAACAGUAGGUGUUGCUCUGCCAGGACUGAUCUCAGAGCAGCCGUGAGAGAAAAUCUUCGGUAAUAUAAUCCAUGUUUUAAAGGUCGAUAUUUUUCUAUCUGCUCUCGUGACCUUUGCAUCUCAUCGUGCUCAUUAGUUUUCAUAAUCCGUCCUUUUGCUCGGCGAAGGCACACGGCGGAGCGUGACAGUGUAAAGAUUUUACGGGAAAAAAAUAAGGUCUUGUCAUUUGAACAACGUUCCACAUGGUGUCCGUGCGCCCCGGUUUCAUUCUGCCGUGGUAUUUUUCCCUCUCUCUAUAUACUGUAUACGUCGGUUCAAUCUCCUCUGCUGUGUUUUGCAAUUUUUGAAAAGUCCGGGCAAUACCCACCUACACACAACCACACACAUGCAUACACACAAAAAGUGAUUCAAAAAUAAGCAAAAAGAAAAAAAAAUAUAUCUACAUGUACAAUAAGAGUAGCUUGUGUUGUGUUCCAAAGCUUCAUGUAUGAAUAAUGAGCUGUUGAAUUGAUAUUCUUGUUAAUGCCAUGGAAGUUUUACCCACAAUGCUCCAGCGUCGCCCACAAGAAAGAAGAAAAGAAAUAAAGGGUGUAAAAAAAAUAUCAGAAGUGCCCUAAACCCUCUGCCCUGAGAAAAUUUGCGAGACAUCUCAGCAGUUAUACUCUGUUAGAUGUAUGCGCCGGUCCAAAAGUUGGUCCAUGGCAUCGCCCAAUUAGUCCUGUUUGCUUGGAUGUGCCUUGAUGGAAAUGCAAAAGAAAAAAAAAGAGAUAAAAAGAGAAAAAAAGGAAGCUGUGUGACUGUGCUCCAAAACUGCUUAUUGGUUUGACAAGUGCUGGUCAAUAGAUGCUUCUCGAAUGGUAUGUGUUGUAGGAGUUCACACAGGGAAACAACAACACAGAGAUGAGCAAAGAAAUGGCAUCAAUGAUUCUGUGCUCUGAAAUAGGAAAAGACGGAGCUACGAUACCAGAACUCAAUGCAUUAACACUUUUCAAGAGCCACUUAUUAUUAUUUCAUUCAUACAUCCAUUAUAACCUUCACCCUUCUGGGAAGAUGUUCCACUGGAUUUUUUUGAGAUUUGUAGAGGUACAGGUACUGAUGUAGGUGAAGAAGCCUAGGAUGCAGUCACCCUGGGAUUGAGAUCAGAGCUCUAUGGGUGGCCAUUUAAGAUCUUCCACUCCAACCCAUGUAAAGCAGAUCUUCAUGGAGCUGGCUUCAUGCACUGGGGCACGUAUUAUCCUAAAACAGUUUUGGGUCUCCUAGAUUAAGUGAAACGAAAAUUUUAUCCAAGCAUCCAAAGACGUUCUAAACAAUUGUGUGUCUCUAAAUGUAAAGUCCAGAGUCCCAAUAGAUCUGUGCAAUACACUGUAUAUACAAAACAUUUUCUUAACCAUUUACAUACAGUAAUGUGAUUGGCUGCAACAGAAUCUGCCACAGAAGCCUAUAGGAAAGUGUUUGAGGCAUUGGGUUCCUGAUUGGUCAGGUCAGUGGUUCAAUCUGCUACUGUUGGGCCCUUGAAAAAGGCCCCUUAAUGAUCCAGGUUAUCAUGGCUGACCCUGCACUCUAAAGACUUCCUUAUCUAUCUAUCUAUCUAUCUAUCUAUCUAUCUAUCUAUCUAUCUAUCUAUCUAUCUAUCUGUCUGUCUGUCUGUCUGUCUGUCUGUCUGUCUGUCUGUCUGUCUGUCUGCAGGGUUGGUUGGUUGGUUGGGUGGUUGUUUUCUGUCAUGUUGCUUCUGUUAAAUCCAUUACAUUCGACAAUAAGAAUUGAUGCUGUACAUAAUAGCAUUCAGUCCAACGUAUACCAUUUGAGACGCUGUUAAUCCUCGAGGGACUCCGAGAUCCUCAUGAACAAUUUGUUACAUUCUUAUUACAUUUUGUGCCUCAGCAUACUGACAUAACGAGGACAGGACGAUACAAAGUCUGCACGGGUUACGCAAAGCCCAAACCACCUAUUUGCAUCUUCAUAUUGUCAGUGGAGGCCAGCGGAGCUCCAAAUCCUCGUGAUAUAUGCUGAGGUGUUUUGUCCUUAUUAUCUUUUGUCACUUCGUGUUAGCUUGUUUUCUGAAAUAAGGCUCAUCUGGAGACAUUAUAUGGAGACAUUUCCCUGCCGCUUCAGAGGUCCAAUCAAGCAUGAAGAGUGUGACGGGCUACAUCACAUUAGCUGUGUGUGUGUGUGUGUGUGUGUGUGUGUGUGUGUGUGUGUGUGUGUGUGCAAGAUUUGUUCUGCACCAGGGAAUAGACGCUUUUCAACCCAUUUGUCCUUUGAUCAACUCAUUAGUGAACCACCGAUUGCACCUUCAAGCUGAUAGAACGUAUCAUGAUGGUAUUGUUUAUCAAUCGAGGACAAAGUGGAUAUGUACGAUCGCUUCUUGGUUAAGUACAUGACAUGUCUAUUUAACCUGGAAUACACAAAUUGGACAGGGACAACCCUUGUACUUCUGUAGUCAAUCUAUUCAGGCAUUCACUAUGAGGUUCAAGUGAAUACAAGUUAUUGAAUUUUUAACCUAUAUACACUAUAUGGACAAAAGUGUGCUUUUUGAGCAUCUCAUUCCACAUAUAAUCCCUUAAUUUAAUCCCACAUUAAUCCCACAUUUUGCUCUUAUAAUAAUUUCCACUCCUCUGGGAAGAUGUUCUACUAGAUUUUGUGGAGAUUCAUUCAGCCACAUGGGUGUUAUAAAAGUCAGGCAGUGCUGGAGGUGAAGCGAGGAGAUCUAACUGUUUGGAGAAGAAACACACAUGGCUGGAAGUCAUGUGUCCCAAUAGUUUGUCCAUAUAAUGUAUAUAAUAAAGAUGACUAUAUGUAUAAAACUAUUAUUAUAGUUAAUAGAAAUUUUAUUACACUCGUGUGUGUGUUCAUUCUACCACAUUCUAAGGUGUCCUAUACAAUUGUGGUAAAAGUUUGAGAAAGAAUCACAUACUGUAUGGCUGAAAAUUCAGGUGUAUUUUAAAUUAGGAAUUCAAUUAUGAAUAGCUUUGAAACUGCAGUAGAAAUUCAAGCGUUAAUCAAUUUUCAACUUAGAUACUAUUAUUAAUAUUGUUUUAUUUCACACGUGAUUGUACAUUUGUCUAUUUUUACAUUAUUGCAUUGCAAAAUGUUUUGUCUGGAAUAUUUUCUUACAUCUAAAAUAAAACUGCAUGUAAAACUUUAAAGCACUCGCACUACUAAAGACGUAACCACUCCAACAAUGGUAGAUUCUUCUGCUUUCAGCUUUCCCCUGUCCUCUACAUCUGCCUCUUUCAAACCAACUACCUGCAUGUCUUCCCUCACCACAUCCAUAAACCUCCUCCUUGGUCUUCCUUUUUUCCUCCUUCCUGGUGGCUCCA
Molecule: messenger RNA, 8318 nt
Organism: Silurus meridionalis
Lineage: Eukaryota; Metazoa; Chordata; Actinopteri; Siluriformes; Siluridae
Product: leucine-rich repeat transmembrane neuronal protein 4
Exons: 3
Coding region: 798-2672 (624 amino acids)
Molecular function (GO): protein binding
Source: RefSeq, a predicted model, not a curated record